This is a messenger RNA of Eriocheir sinensis (Chinese mitten crab), 1944 nucleotides long. RefSeq lists its product as uncharacterized. The record is from RefSeq and is a predicted model, not a curated record. The transcript has 7 exons. NCBI's taxonomy places the organism in Eukaryota, Metazoa, Arthropoda, Malacostraca, Decapoda, Varunidae. The coding region runs from base 524 to 1915 and encodes 463 amino acids.
ACACAUACUUACAGGACACCGAAAAAAGCCGGCGGAGAGUGCUGGGGGAGGCAUAGUGGAGGUAAUAAGUGCGGAGGUGGAGUGGCCGAGGUGGUGUGUCCAUGGCGGCGGUGUCACGUGGUCCUCUAUGCUCAGUCUGACUGCUUCACACCAGACGCUUAAUGACUGAGAGGAACUGCUACGAUUUUGAAGUCACCCGUUCAAUGACCAGUAAAAUGAACUUUGAUAUGUACAAGUCGAAGGAUCCAGAAGAUAUGUAAGAAAAAUGCUGUCAGUCAUAUGGCAACGCUGGCCCGCUUGGGUGAGAGGAGUGCAGUCCCAGUCAUACUCACACGUCUGGCAGCACAGAGAGAGGAAGUCAGUACCGGAUGCUAUACUUCACAUCUGCUCAUUUCAUCCAUUCACUGAUUGAUUCCGGGAGUUUUAUUCAUCGAGGCAAGACAACAGUGGAAGAGGAACACAAGCAUAACGAUUUCUACUCAAUUCGCCGCAAGAAACACCUGUAAUAGAAGGGCCCGCUAGGAUGGCACUAGUGGAUAGACACACUCCGGCAAGUCAGGGGUCAGCAGGGGGCCAAAAUGGUGUCUCCUCAGCAGUGGGUCGCGUCAGGAAGGAGCUGGAGAUCGUGACACUGUACCCCACAGAGAGGCCCGCUAGGAUGGCACUAGUGGAUAGACACACUCCGGCAAGUCAGGGGUCAGCAGGGGGCCAAAAUGGUGUCUCCUCAGCAGUGGGUCGCGUCAGGAAGGAGCUGGAGAUCGUGACACUGUACCCCACAGAGAGACCCGCCAGGAUGGCGCUAGUGGAUGGACACACCCCGGCAAGUCAGGGGUCAGCAGGAGGCCAGAAUGGUGUCCCCUCAGCAGUGGGUCGCAUCAGGAAGGAGCUGGAGAUCCUGACACUGUACCCCACGGAGAGCGAGGCGGCCCCGGCACCUCCCCAGCAGGCCGGCACCAAGACAGUCCUCAAGGCGGACUGGGCGACCACCAGCAAGAAGGAAAACGCCAUCAUCCCAUGGAAAGACACACUGCUGAAGAAGCUUGAGGGGGAAGCAAGUGGCCAGACCCUCCUGUGGCUGCCGGGGAGCGGCCGGCACGUCAGCGAGGGGCCCGACGCCUACCAGCCCUUCACCCACAUCACCCGCACUCUGCACCUGGAGGAUGCGCUGGAGGUGUGUGCCCAUCGCAGGAUUCGGCCCAAGAACAUCAUUACCUUCAGCAGCAUAGCCUCCCGGGCGCUGCCUCCGGGCCACCCGUGUGCCGACCUGAAGGUGCUGUGGUUCAGCGCCGGCGUCAAGGACCAGGACGAGGGUGAGGACCGCCACGACUGGUACGGCAAUGUGGAGUUUGCCGUGGAUGCAUCCAUCCUGCUGAAGUGCUGGAAGUACAGCUUUCUGGUGGAGAUGAUGACCACACCCACACACACAAGCUCCCACAUCCUGCUCACAAACACCGACUUCUCAGGCGUGCUGCGGCCCUACAACCCCUACUGUGCCGGGGGCCCCUGGCAGGUGUCCGCAGAGGGCCAGCUGGCACUGCGCAAGUGUUCUCGCUACAGGUUUGUGGGCACCAACAGGCACCCUCACAUCCUGGAGUUCCUGUUGGACACCAGUGUAAGGAAGGAGAAGCUGCUGCUCCAGGCCUGUCAGCUGUCCUUCAAGAACCAUGAGGAGGCGCAGGACCUGACGGUGCGCCACGUGUGCAACCGUUACCAGCGUGCCAAGACGGCUUGCCCCACGCCCUUCCCUCGCUACGUCACGGCGACGGUCUUUGCCGUGCGGCUCCAGCAGAUGAAUGUGCCGCCUCACUAUGUUCCAAAGCUGUCCAGUGAGUCACAGCAGCUGUACAACGAGGCUAUGGCUCAAAUUAAUUUUCCAUUCAAUAAGCCGUGUGUCACACCACUGCCUUAUAUAUGACAGUUCCAAAUCCAGAUCCACAGUUGUUC